Hemibagrus wyckioides is the source of this 906-nucleotide messenger RNA. Its product is annotated as ribonuclease inhibitor-like. The coding region runs from base 359 to 826 and encodes 155 amino acids. NCBI's taxonomy places the organism in Eukaryota, Metazoa, Chordata, Actinopteri, Siluriformes, Bagridae. Gene Ontology annotation, molecular function: protein binding. The transcript has 4 exons. The record is from RefSeq and is a predicted model, not a curated record.
CAGAGUUGAGGUGUUCAGAUGCCAGGACACGUCCUCAGAGAUGUGGAUGCCCAGGAACUUAAAGCUGGAGACACGCUGUACUUCAGACCCGUUGAUGUAGAUAGGGGAAUGAUCGGAGCUGUGGUCCUCCAUGCCGGCACAAACAACAUCAGGCUGAGGCAGACAGAGAUCCUGAAGAAGGACUUCAGGAGCCUGGUGGAGAAGUUUCGCACCACAUCGCCCCCAACGAGGAUCAUCGUGUCAGGACCACUUCCCACGUUCCAGCGAGGAAUCGAAAGGUUCAGUAGGCUAUUUGCAUUUAAUGAAUGGUUAGAGUCUUGGUGUCAAGAAGAGAAUAUACCAUUUGUUGAUAAUUGGAAUGUUUUCUGGGAGCGUCCUAGGCUCUACCAUUAUGAUGGCCUGCACCCAAGCAGAGCUGGAGCAGCAGUCCUCUCGGACAACAUCUUCAGGACACUGCGCACCAUCUGACUGGUUGUGGAGGUGUGGUGUCUCAGAUGAAGGCUGUGCUGCUCUGACUUCAGCUCUGAGAUCAAACCCCUCACACCUGAGAGACCUGAAUCUGUCUCAGAAUAAUCUAGGAGACUCAGGAGUGAAGAGUCUCUCUGCUCUACUGGAGAAUCCUCACUGUAAACUGGAGAAACUGGGGUUGAGGAGGUGUGGUGUCUCAGGUGAAGGCUGUGCUGCUCUGACUUCAGCUCUGAGAUCAAACCCCUCACACCUGAGAGACCUGAAUCUGUCCUGGAAUAAUCUAGGAGACUCAGGAGUGAAGAGUCUCUCUGAUCUUAGGGAUGAUAAACAUUACAAACUACAGUAUCUGUGGACGUAAUGAAUAUCUGUGUGUGUGAUGAAGACUCUGGUGUUCCUGCAUGUGGAGGAAGAGCUAUGACACAUUAAACUAAAAUUCUA